AUGGGCACCGACUCCUCCCCCGCGUCCUUCGAAAAGACGCUCUCCUCACUGUCCUCCAAGAUCACCACCUCCCAAGCCCGCCUCGACCGACUACACACUAGCGCACGCCGUACCAAAGUCCUAUGGACACUCUACCUCAGCUUCGCGUACCUCGUCUACGCCAUCGUCCUGCUCCUCGUAGUAGGCUACAAGAACCUAGGCGCCUACGAAUGGACCGGCAUGGCAGGCGGUCCCAUCCUGAUAUACGUAGCACGAGCCCUAAUCAGCGCCUACUUCAACUUCAGGAUCGACUCGCUGGCCACCCGGCUAAAGGGCUACCAGGACGAACGCGCCAACACGAUCCAGAAGCUCAAGGAUGCGACCAAGUACGACUCCACCAUGGAGCUCAUCGAAAAGUACGGCGGGGAGAAGAAGAAGCGCGACAAAAAGGACACGCAGGAAGACAAGCAAGACCAGGACAAGAAGGCGAAACGAAGCCCUCCCCCAAGCGGCACCGGACGAACGAACCUGCCCCCUCCGCCAACGGCAAACAUUGUCCGCCCUGAUGCCCAGCAGCAGCCGCAGCCGCCUCCGCCGCCGGCCCAGCAGCACGAGGGCGAUGCGGAAUUCGCCCCCAACGCAUACGCCUCGCCCCCUCCCCCCCGCACGCAAUACAUGGACGCCGAAACGCACUGGUACGACCGCAUCUUCGACGUCCUCCUCGGCGAGGACGAGACGGCCGCCAAGAACCGCCUCGCGCUCAUCUGCGAGAGCUGCAGGCUGGUCAACGGGCAGGCGCCGCCGGGCACCAAGAGCCUGGCAGAGGUAGGCAUGUGGCGGUGCAUGGGGUGCGGCAAGACAAACGGGCAGGUGGACGAGGGGAAGCGCAUCGUCGAGGAGGUCCUGCAGGCCCGGGGGCAAGACGGAGCCGAGGCAGAGCCCGAAGCCGCAAACGAUGCGGAGGAGAGUGAGAGUGAGAAUGAGAAUGAGGCCGGAUCAAAGGUCAAGGUGACGGGCAGCCAAGGACCAGCAGGGUCAGUCAAGGCUCGGGGGCGAAACAGGUAA
This is a messenger RNA of Metarhizium brunneum ARSEF 3297, 1044 nucleotides long. Lineage: Eukaryota; Fungi; Ascomycota; Sordariomycetes; Hypocreales; Clavicipitaceae. The record is from RefSeq and is a predicted model, not a curated record.